AACACAGAAUUAUCGUGAACAUAUAAAAUAGCUUGUGAGAUUAAUGUAGAACUGGACUCUGGUGUGAUAAUAAAACAUAAUACUGGAAAACGUAAAGAAUUGAACAACGCCUAAGCAGAAAGACGGAAAAGAUUGGUAGAGCAACGAAACAUAUUCACGAUGUUGCAGACAUUUCUUGCUCUACUCCUACUAUUUGUGGUUUCCGCGAAGAAGCCACCAAAUAUUUUGAUUAUUAUUGCCGAUGAUUUGGGAUACGGAGACGUGGGUUGCUUUGGAAACAAAACUAUACCGACCCCAAGUAUUGAUAAACUAGCUAGCCAGGGUGCCAGAUUAACUCACCAUCUUGCAGCAUCAUCUUUGUGUACUCCUAGUAGAUCUGCGCUGCUGACGGGACGAUAUCCUGCUCGAACAGGAAUGGUACCUACGCCACCAUCAAGAAUUGGAAUAAUUUUAUUCCUUGCAACUUCAGCAGGAUUGCCACAAAGCGAAGUUACCAUUGCAGAACAGGCGAAGUCAAAAGGAUAUAGAACUGGAUUAAUAGGAAAAUGGCAUCUUGGACUAAGUGAAUCAAAAUACAACGACAAUAUAUUCCACCCUAAUAACCAGGGAUUUGAUUAUUAUUAUGGUCAUCCUCUAACAAACGUAAAAGACUGGUACAAUGAUGGAUCCAGCGUCCUCUUUCACCAAAAUCCAAGGACAAACUGGUAUGCAUUAACAAGUGUUAUUGUGACGAUGCUUACUAUGUAUCUUUUUUACAAGAAAGAAUACAUUGGACUUAAAAUAGUACUAUUUGUACUUUUUUUGUUGAUUCUUUUUUGGUCAUAUUUUUACUUUACGUUUCUUAAUAUGAUCCUUCUCAACUCGCUGUUAUAUCGUAAUUUAGAUAUCGUUGAACAACCGAUAAAUUUAGAGACGUUAUCUGAGCGUUAUACUAAAGAAAGCAUUGAGUUCCUGGAAAACAGCACAAACAAUAACGCACCAUUUUUACUGGUAGUUAGCUGGAAUCAUGUUCAUACUGCUUUGAUUACAUCAAAAAAAUUUCGCGGGAAAUCCAAACAUGGUCGCUAUGGAGACGCAGUUGAAGAACUGGAUUACGGAACAGGACAAAUUGUAUCUAAACUCGAUGAGCUUGGCCUAACAGAUGAUACUCUAGUUUAUUUUACGUCAGAUAAUGGCGCUCAUCUAGAGGAAAGGGGAAUGCAUGGUGAGAUCGACGGAGGAAUCAAUUCACCCUUUAAAGGUGGCAAAGGACACCCUGCUGUAGAUGGUGGAAUACGGGUUCCAUCAAUAGUCCGUUUUCCAAACCAAAUACAAAAGAACAUUGAUAUCAACGAACCAACAACUCAGAUGGAUAUGUUCACAACAAUUAGCAACUUAAUUGAGGCAGACAUACCAAAGGAUAGACAUAUUGAUGGGAAAGAUAUCAUGCCUCUAAUGAAACAGAAAGAAAACAUUACCCCUUCCCCGUUUCUGUAUCAUUAUUGUAACAAUGAAAUCCAUGCAAUGAGAUACAGACCGCCAGAAGGAAAUAAAGUUUGGAAGCUCGUGUUUAAAGAGCCAAAUUAUAUGCCAGGACAAGAGGAAUGUGAAGGUCUAGCGUGUUUGUGCAGAAACGCUGUAAUAUUAAACCCUCCUGUGUUUUAUGAAUUGACUUCAGAUCUAGGGGAACGAAAACCUAUACCAUCUGAUUCUAGUGAAAAAUAUAGAAAUCUUAGAGAUAUUAUGACAAAAGAAUUAAAUGAUCAUGUGACAUCUGUUGGUACUAUAAAUUCUCAGCUAACAGUUAGAAAACUUCUAUGGAAUCCCUUUCUACAACCUUGCUGUAAUUUUCCUACAUGUAAAUGUACUGAUCCUAAAUAUAGUUGAAAUAUUCUGUGGUAUCGAUGAGUUUCAAAUAUAAAAGUAAGCUAUAUAAAGUUAUCAGACCCAGAAAAUAUAGUGGCGGAUUUAAUUAUCCCAACACUAAAUAUGAGUAUGGUUUAAAUAUUGUAUUUUACGUAUAUAUGUCUAACAGUCGGGGAAGUUUUUGAGUGCUACCAAUUUGAUGUAUUAGAAUCUUUUUAAAUGGUAAUAUAAAGUAUACAGGUGAUAAGUUCGUCUUUCCCUUUUAAAUAAAACAUGAAUGGGAUUUAAAUGAUGUGUCAGUAAUUUUGGUGAAGAGUUUUGGAGUAGAAAAUUCGAUAAUUUAAAUUUCUGUAAAUAAUCUUAAUAUUUCUGAAUAUUUAGAAACUAACUGAUCCGACAAAAAAUUGCAAAAUAAUGUGUCUGUUAAAUUAUUAUCAAAUAGUCACACUACAAUAUUCUGGUAUAUAGGAAAUAGAUGGAAAUAGUGCGUUAAAAAAAGUCUUUCACUAUAGUUUAUCGUAUUAGCGAUUAUAGGCCAUUUGAUCAAUAUACUUCGUCAUAAUGCUGUAAUUUAUGAUUUGUUUUUAAAAAACAAGUUUUUAUACGCCCGUCAAAUUUUUGACGGGACGUAUUAUGGUAUACAAAUGUCCGGCGUCCGUCCGUCUGUCUGUCCGUCUGUCUGUCUGUCUGUCUGUCUGUCUGUCUGUCUGUCUGUCCGUCUGUCCGUCCGGCGUAAACAUGUCGGACCGUAACUUGAGAAUGACUUAUCCAAAUUUCAUGAAACUUAACAUAGUUGUUUCUUAUGAUGGUCAAACGAUCUGUAUACUUUUUGGUGAAAAUAAGAUUAAAACUUUUUGAGUUACGGGACUUAGUAACUAAAACAGGUGUGUGUUUUUUUCACUUGUCGCGCCGUAUCUCAAAAACAAUUUAUGAUUAUUGCUUAAAUCUUUACACACUUCUUAGUUAUAUUAAUCUUAAGAUAUGAUACUUUUUGGUGAUGAUUCAAAAUUUUAUUUUAGAGAUAUUGAGUAUUUUGUUAAAAAAGGGGGAGGGGUUUUUCACAUGUCGCGCCGUAUCUCAAAAACGAUUUAUGAUUAUUGCUUAAAAUUUUACACACUUAGUUAUAUUAAUCUAAAGAUCUGUAUACUUUUUGGUUUUGAUUCAAAAUUUUAUUUUUGAGAUAUUGAUUUUUUUUUUUUUAAAGGGGGGUUUUCACAUGUCGCGCCGUAUCUCAAAAACGAUUUAUGAUUAUUGCUUAAAAUUUAACACACUUCUUAGUUAUAUUAAUCUAAAGAUCUGUAUACUUUUUGGUUUUGAUUCAAAAUUUUAUUUUUAGAGAUAUUUAGUUUAUUGUAAAAAAAAAGGGGGGUUUUCGCAUGUCACGCCGUAUGUCAGAAACUAUUUAUGCUUAUUGCAUAAAAAUUCACACACAAGACGACGGGCGUAUCAUGCGCUCAUGGCGCAGCUGUUUAUUUUUAUCGUAACACAAAUUCUCUUUCAUUGUUUAUGUUAAUGUUCAUUUUUAGAAAUGAUGCUUUGUGUAGGCACGGCUAAUAAAGGUCUCGUUGAUCCAUAUGCAAUUGAGCCAAAAGGUGGGCUAGGGUAUUGGAGUACGGUCAGUUGAACUUCUCCCAUCCUAGAAUUAAACUCAUGCCGAAGAGGGACAUCCGUUUGGCUGUGCGGAAUGUGAAAAUACGCAGCCACGUCGAGACGGAAUUGGGACUUUAACACCGGUGCCUCAUGACGGCAAAGGGCCACGCUGCCUAUAAUUUACAGAAACCCUCUAACAACUCUUUUUGGGUCCACAGGAAGGAAAAAUAAAUCUUCUAAUCAAGAAAAUCUCUGUUAUGCAAGUUGCUUCCGGAGCACCUGAGGUCAUCCACGGUUUUUUGGCGGGAUUUGUGUUGCUCAUUCUCUAGGUUUCUAUGUUGUGUUAUCUGUCCUGUUGCUUGCCUUUUGUCGUUUUUUGUGUGUUUGCCAUAGCACUGUCAGUUGGUUUCGACUUAUAAGUUUGACUAUACCUUUUGUAUCUUUCACCUCUCAUUUAAAAUCUUAAUUUCCCGCCCUUCGUCCCGGUCGACCAUCUUUGCAGAAACUAUUGUUCGGAUUUAACGUUAAUAUGUUCUCGUCAAUUUGCAUGCAACAUUUGACGUUUAGCAAACAAUCAAUUAAUUCAUAUUCAGUUGUUCCUUUAUUUAUAUCAUUGGUUCAUAUCCAAUUGAUUCUCUAUAUUAUUAUUGGUUUAUUACAAAUUGAUUUCUUAUGGUCAUGCAUUGCGUUUCUAUGUGUCUGUUAACACAGGAAGCCUAUUUAUUUAUAGAUUGCAAAAAUGUCUUGAUCUGUACUUAAAAGUAAAUUCCGUUCUCUUUAAGUUUUGUCUUUUGUAUACUGUCAUAUGACAUUAAAAAUGUAUAUUCCGUUCUCCUUAAGUUUUGUCUUUUGUAUACUGUCAUAUGACAUUAAAAAAGUAUAUUCCGUUCUCCUUAAGUUUUGUCUUUUGUAUACUGUCAUGUGACAUUAUGACAUUAAAAAGGUAUAUUCCGUUC
Messenger RNA from Mytilus californianus (California mussel), 4391 nucleotides. RefSeq names its product steryl-sulfatase-like. The transcript is spliced from 7 exons. Gene Ontology annotation, molecular function: arylsulfatase activity. The record is from RefSeq and is a predicted model, not a curated record. Lineage: Eukaryota; Metazoa; Mollusca; Bivalvia; Mytilida; Mytilidae. Bases 160 to 1866 code for a protein of 568 amino acids.